AUGGAUCAAAAAUCUAAUUAUCUUAAAAUUUGGGGUUUACCAGAGAAUACUAGCGAACAGGAUGUAUUACAGAGGAUAAAAACGAUUGGAAAAGUGACUAAAAUUAAGUAAAUAAAUAAUGUUUGGUACCUCGUGUUUGAGGAUGAAGUGGAUAGCGAUAGUGUUGAAUUAAUAUCAAGCAACUACGCCUAAUUAUUUUAUUUAACUGGUACAGAAUUGACAUCUUAAGACGUCUAGAAAUUUACACAGAUAUUUUCCUAAAAUGAUGAUGAUGAAAUUUAGAGAAAGAGACUUGAAUAAGAAAAACUAUAGGAAAUUGCUAAAAGGUAAUAAGAAGAUUAAAGAUAAAAAUAACUACAAUAGCAAUAAGAAUUUUUAAGAUAAUAAGAAGAAUAAAGAAAAAAAUAAUUAAAGGAGAGAGAAGAGGCUUAAUAAAGAGAGGAGGAGUUGAAGUAGAAAUUAUUAGCUGAAGCUAAACAAUAAUUGGAGUACUAAUAAAGAUAAUAAUAGUAAAAAGAAUAAGAAGAAAAACAAUAAAAAUAAUAAUAGGAAUUGCUUUAGUAGUAAAGAAAAGAGUAAUAAAUAUUCUAAGAGGAGUAUCUUAGAUAAGAAUAAUUGAAAUAAAAUUUAUUAAAUUAAGAAUAAUAGAGAUAAGAAUAAUUGAAAUAAGAUUAAAUAAGAUAAGAAUAAUUAAGAUAAGAUUUAUUAAAAUAAGAAUAACAGAGAUAAGAAUAACUACGAUAGGAGUAAUUAAGAUAAGAAUAACUUAGAUAAGAAUAAUUAAGAUAAGACUAAUUAAAAUAAGAGUAACUCAGAUAAGAAUAGCUCAAAUAAGAAUAAAAAAGACUAGAAUAACAAUAACUUCGUUAAGAAUAAUCGAAAUAAGAAUAGCCCUAAUAAAAUCAAUAGUUCAAUUAAUAAGCUUUGGAUUUGCAAAAGGAAAAAAUAAAAGAAGAGUUAGCACUUGAAUUCGCAAAAUCCUAAUUUUAACAAAAACAAUAGGCAGAAUAAAGAGAGUUGGAAUAAAAUAAGGCACUUUAAAAUUUGAUGAGUAAGAUUACAGAAACUGAAAGUCAAUUGUAAAAUUUAAAAGAUUAAUGCAUUUUCUAAUAAGAAACUUCAAAUAAAUAUCAAAAAGAAAUUUAGGAUCUACACACCUCAUUAAAUCAUGUCACACAAUAGAGAGACAAUGUUAUUGCUAAGUUUAAAGAAUUAUAAUCAAACGAAGGAAGCACAGUCACUAAAGAAGAUAUGGCAUUUUUGGAAUAGCAAUAGUAAUAAUAGUAGCCAUAAUCAACCUAGAAUGUGUUGUUUAAGUUUGAAUUUUGGGUUGUCUUAGUGGGUGCUUGGGUCUUAAGUUAAGUAAUAAAUUUCUUCACCUGAUCCUGAAAUGAAAUAUGAAUUAUCAAAUAUUAAGUAUUUAUU
Messenger RNA from Paramecium tetraurelia, 1425 nucleotides. RefSeq lists its product as uncharacterized. Lineage: Eukaryota; Ciliophora; Oligohymenophorea; Peniculida; Parameciidae. The transcript has 3 exons. The record is from RefSeq and is a predicted model, not a curated record.